This is a messenger RNA of Phanerochaete carnosa HHB-10118-sp, 601 nucleotides long. RefSeq lists its product as uncharacterized. The annotation marks the transcript as partial. The transcript has 2 exons. NCBI's taxonomy places the organism in Eukaryota, Fungi, Basidiomycota, Agaricomycetes, Polyporales, Phanerochaetaceae. The record is from RefSeq and is a predicted model, not a curated record.
GCUUGCAGUCUGAACAGACAGACAUACGCGUUCGCUGGCACGGGCGUCGUCUGGAAUAUUACUGGUGCGCCCUAUACGUCUCCACGUCAACGACCGGGGCAGGCUGCGCGUAAAUCCACUCAAGUUUCUCUCACAAAACCACGGCCAAGACUUUCGACGAAAAGAGCUUAUAGGUAGCUGUCUCUAGACACGAUCCCAGGGCGGCGACCAGCGACGCUACCCAUCCAUCUGAUUCUUCGUUUGCAGAUACGAAGCACCGACUAUUUCUCUACAGCCGCUUGGAUCAACAGACGCAUAUGGGAACAAGCAAGGCAUGACCAUGCCGCUCAGCGCGUUCUGCGCGACGGCACUUCGGCCACGUUGGCCCAUGUCCCGGCGAGCACAACCGUCGCGAUCAAUACGUACUCGUCAAAAUACGAUAUAGAGGAUCCUGAAUGGCUGCCCGUGGGAGUGGGCGCCCGUGCGGUAGAUUGAUUGCGUGCUCUUGGAGCAGGUGGCGGACGCACGGAUUCCUGCGGUACAUUCCUCAUAUGGCGUUCCCGGCAGAAGUUUGACGCAUCGACACAGUCAAACAUACAGCGGCUUCAAGGUCGAGAUGGGU